AUGGACGGGGAGUGGCCGCAAUACAACAGUGUUGUGCUCAAUGAUCUUGACCCCUUCAUGACAAGUGAACACAACCACCUAUUGCAGCACGACCAUGGUGAUGAGACAUAUGGUCUACUUGGAGCCACUGCCAACGUGGGAAUGAUUGAUGAUACCAACGUUGUUGCUGGAAACGAAGGAAACAACAAUGGAGAAACCUACAGUCAACAGAGGAUGGAGAGAAGGCGUACCAACUAUCACCGUCUCCGCAUAGAACAGAUCCAACAACUUGAAGCUGUCUUCCGGGAAAUCCCUUAUCCAGAUGAGAAACUCCGGAAGACCCUUAGUGAGAGGCUUGGCAUGAGUGCCCAACGGGUCAAGUUCUGGUUCCAAAACCAUCGCAGCAAUAGUAAGGGCAAGACACAAAGGCGGGAGACCAACACUCUUCAUUUAGAGAACCAGAUGCUAAAAUCUGAUAGGCAAGCCAUCAUGUUGGCUAUGGAAAAUAGCACUUGCCUCAAAUGCAGAGGGGCGGUUGUUCAAACUCAGGACACCUCAGAGCGCCAACGCUUGUUCAAGGAGAAUAUGAAGCUCAAGGAGGAACUUAGGCUUGCCACGACGCAUCUUAAAGAGGGUCUCCAACAAAAUGGAAUGUGGCCCCGAUUGACCCGCAACUAA
This is a messenger RNA of Triticum turgidum subsp. durum (durum wheat), 657 nucleotides long. The record is from the annotation of a GenBank genome assembly. Lineage: Eukaryota; Viridiplantae; Streptophyta; Magnoliopsida; Poales; Poaceae.